GAGUCGCCGUCCGGUGUUCUCCGGCGACUCGCCCCCGUGCAGGAAGCUCGCAGGCUCUCUGCGGCGGAGAGCAGCAGGAACGGGAUGAGGGCUGUGGUGCAGCGCGUCCUCUCUGCCAGCGUCGAGGUGGAAGGCCGUGUGGUGUCGGCGAUCGGCCCGGGCGUCCUCGUCCUCGUCGGCGUCCACGAGGCUGACACCGACUCUGACGCCGAUUACAUCUGCCGGAAGGUCCUGAAUAUGAGGCUGUUUCCUAACGAGAAGACUGAAAAAUCAUGGGAUCAGAGCGUUGUGCAGCGCAACUUCGAAGUUUUAUUAGUGAGUCAAUUUACCUUAUAUGGAAUCCUGAAGGGUAACAAGCCAGAUUUCCAUGUGGCUAUGCCACCUGCAAAAGCAAAACCAUUCUACGCUUCUUUGGUUGAGAAGUUCCAGAAGUCUUACAAAACUGAUUUGGUCAAAGAUGGCAUUUUUGGAGCAAUGAUGAAGGUUUCUUUAGUAAAUGAUGGCCCUGUAACAAUGCAAGUUGAUUCACCAUCAUUGCAGACCUCUGCCCAGUCAAGCAAUGGUGGUGCUGGCGUGUGUUAGAGAUGGUGAAGUAUGUGUGGCUUUUCCUACAGUCCAGCUUUCUCCUUCACCUGAGUUGGUUCUGAAGAACAUUCAAAUUAUAUUGCUUCAGUGCAGAAUUUCGAGUUGCUUUUUGAGUAUGGAGCAGAAGCAAAUCUCUUCAUGUCCUGUUCCUAUUAGAAGUUCCAAAUAUGACUUGUUUCUCCAUCACAUUUGAGCAACUUCAAAAUAUUGGAUACAGUCAUUGUAAUAUGAAUCAAUACCGAGCAUGUCACUCAUUCCCAAUGACUCAAUGUGGCUUGUUUUACCAUUA
This is a messenger RNA of Lolium rigidum, 874 nucleotides long. RefSeq names its product D-aminoacyl-tRNA deacylase. Gene Ontology annotation, cellular component: cytoplasm. The record is from RefSeq and is a predicted model, not a curated record. Gene Ontology annotation, biological process: tRNA metabolic process. Lineage: Eukaryota; Viridiplantae; Streptophyta; Magnoliopsida; Poales; Poaceae. Gene Ontology annotation, molecular function: D-tyrosyl-tRNA(Tyr) deacylase activity. The transcript has 8 exons. The coding region runs from base 85 to 582 and encodes 165 amino acids.